Molecule: messenger RNA, 1785 nt
Organism: Phytomonas sp. Hart1
Lineage: Eukaryota; Euglenozoa; Kinetoplastea; Trypanosomatida; Trypanosomatidae
Source: the annotation of a GenBank genome assembly
AUGUCAGCCGAAGAAACAUCAGGACUCGAAGCCGCCCGCAAGCAGAAGAUCCACAAUCUGAAGCUCAAGACGGGAUGCCUUGAGAAUGAGGAGCUUAUUCAAGAGCUCCACAUAUCCGACUGGUCCGAAAUGCAGCGGCAGAAGCUGCGAGGUUCCCACGAGAAGGCUCAAGAGCUUCUUACUUCUGUUGAGAUGGGCACUAAGUGGAAUCUGAUGGAGGCAUACGACCUCGCCAAACUGAUGCGCGUAUGCGGCUUGGAGAUGAACCAGCGCGAGUUGUAUCGCCCGGAGGACAAACCACAGCUAAUGGAUAUCAUCGGGAUAAAGAAGGUGCUACAGGAUUUACGCCAGAACCGUAACAAGACACGCGUGGUGAGCUUCACGCAGCUGAUUGACAACAGCAUCGCUAAAAUUGAGAAGGUUGAGGAGGAACUGCGCCGCUCACAGCUAGACGCCACUCAACUGGCUCAGGUGCCAACACGCAUGCUGAAGAUGGUCGAGGAUAUUAUGAACACGACACAGAUCCAGAAUGCGUUGGCAUCAACGGACGACCAGAUGAAGACACUGCUUGCGCAGUUGGAGAAGACUAACGAGAUCCAGAACGUUGCGAUGCACGAUGGUGAAAUGCAGGUGGCGGAGGAGCAGAUGUGGACGAAAGUUCAACUGCAGGAGCGCCUUAUUGAGCUGCUCAAGGACAAGUUCGGCUUGAUCAGCAAGGUCGAAGAGGAGAACGCGCAGUUCAAGGAGAUCUACGAGGUACAGAAGCAAGCAAACCAGGAAACAAGUCAGAUGAAGGAUGCGAAACGCCGCCUCAAGCAGCGGUGCGAGACUGAUCUGAAGCACAUCCAGGAUGCGAUCCAGCGUUCCGACAUCGAGAAUGCUGAGGCGACAAAGCGAUAUGCCGCGGGCAAGGAACGCAGUGAGCGGUGCAUCCGCGAGAACGAGGAUGCACAGGAGGAGAACUGGAACAAGAUCCAGGACCUCGAGCGACAGCUCCAACAAUUGGGGACCGACCGUUUCGAUGAGGUAAAGCGCCGUGUUGAGGAGAUUGACCGUGAGGAGAAGCGUCGCGUGGAGAACGCGCAGUUCCUGGAAAUCGCAUCGCAGCACAAGAAACUUUUGGAGUUGACUGUGUAUAACUGCGACGUGGGAAUCCGGUGCACAGGCCUGAUCGAGGAGAUGGUGGCGGAAGGCUGCGCCGGUGUUAAGGCACGCUGUGAUAAGGCAAACCAGGAGCUUGCCGCACUGCGUCUCGAGGUACACAAGGAGCACUUGGAAUACUUCCGCUUGUUGUACCUUACCCUUGGCUCGCUCAUUUACAAAAAAGAAAAGCGCCUCGAAGAGAUCGAUCGCAACAUUCGUACGACGCACAUCCAGUUGGAGUUCUGUGUUGAAACGUUCGACCCGAAUGCGAAGAAGCAUGCAGACAUGAAGAAGGAGCUCUACAAGCUGCGCCAGGGAGUGGAGGAGGAGCUAGCGAUGUUGAAGGAGAAGCAGGCAAUCACAUUGGACGACUUCAAGGAAUCCGAGGAGGCCCUGGACGCCGCCGGUAUCGAGUUCAGCCACCCUGUCGACGAAAACAACGAAGAGGUUUUGACUCGUCGUAGCAAGAUGGUGGAGUAUAAGUCUCAUUUAACGAAGCAGGAGGAGGUGAAGAUUGCAGCGGAACGUGAGGAGAUCAAGCGGGCUCGCCUUCUGCGCUCCGGCGCGACUGCAGCACAAAUCGCUGGUGGAGCAGGAGCUGACUCUGCAAUUGCUGCGGACAACGAUCAGAUUGAGGCAUAA